GAGAGAAAUGGCUAUCCGUCUGAGUCACCCUCUUCGUCACCAUUUAUUAAAUCCAAAUCAUCAUACUAAUAAACAACCUCUUCGGUUCGCAAAUUCUCAAUUAAGAAUGAAAAAUUAGAACCAGUUGAACCACACAAGAUGGUAAUGUAAGUAAAACAAACUCUUGAGAAAGAUUACAAAAAUCUCCCAGUUGGAAAGAAUGGAAGAGAUGACGAAGAUAUGAUUCUUUGGUUUCUCAAAGAUAGAAAAUUUGACAUUGAGGAAUCUGUUUCAAAAUUGACUAAAGCCAUUAAAUGGCGUCAAGAGUUUAAAGUUUCAGAAUUGUCGGAGGAGUCUGUGGAGAGAUUAGCUCGAACUGGGAAAGCCUUUGUGCAUGACUGUCUUGAUGUCAAUGGCAUGCCGGUACUUGUGGUUGUGGCUUCUAAGCAUUUUCCUGAUAAGGAAGAUCAAAUUGAGAAUGAGAAGCUUUGCGUUUUUCUGAUUGAGAAGGCAUUAAGUAGACUCCCAGAUGGGAAAGAAGAAAUACUUGGAAUAUUUGACUUCCGGGGAUUUGGCACAGAGAAUUCUGACUUUGAAUUUUUGAGGUUUCUGUUUGAUGUGUUCUACUAUUACUAUCCAAAGCGGUUGGGACAGGUUCUGUUUGUGGAUACCCCCUUCUUGUUUUUUCCGCUUUGGCAGCUAAUCAAGCCCCUAUUAAGAUCACAUGCUUCUCUUGUGAGAUUUUGCUCUGCUGAUACGGUACCGAAGGAAUACUUCACUGAAACGACAGUACCAACAAACUUCAGAGACUAGUUAAGCAAUCUACACACAUGACAUUCUGAAGGAAAGAUGCAACCUCCGCCUUCGAGGUCCAUUGAAUUACUGGGAGUUCAUCAAGGGAAGCAUGUCGGAGCAAAAAUCGUCCUGUGCAGUUUCAUGGAAAAACUUGCAACUGCAAUAUGAUGACAGAUAAGAAUCCAUAUUGAUGUCCGCAAGAUAAAAUUAUAUUCCUAAAGGUAUAGAGUUAGAAAAAGUGUCCAACAUUGUUCCUGGUUUUUGUUUUUUUUUUCAAUUGGACUCAACUUUGUUUUUGUGUUUUGUAAGGCAAUAAGAAUAAAAGAGGCUAUCAGAUGAAUCUUAAUCACACCCAAAAAAAUGAUAAAGAUAAACAGCAAAGAAAGAAAAGAAUCAUGGAAAAUAUUGCUUACGUUUGGUUGACGUUUAAGUGGUCAACCAAUGAUGAAGAAGCCACCUUCGCCAAUAUCUCCGUAAGAACUUCAUGCAUACCCCCUCUAUAACAUGUCUUAACAUCAGCCAUUGUUGAUGAUUCGGUUCUGGUUAUUCUUUUUCUUGACUUUUUCUUAUUCCCUGACCUUAAAGUAGACGUGUAGAUGUCCGUGUCAUCUCCGUUUCAAUUUGUAGCAAGUUUAAAAAGGAAUGACCUACUGAUUGUGAUUGUAAAGAAAGAAAAAAAAGGGGAAGGAAGAACAAAAGUUUACGAAUGGAAGAGAAUAACGACGGGGAGUUGAUAUUUAUAGGUUGUAUGAAUGAUUGACAUUGAGUUCAUCUAGGAAUUGGUUUUGUUUCCUAACCAGGAAGAAAUUGAGUUCAUCUAGGAAUUGGUUUUGUUUCCUAACCAGGAAGAAGUCAUGGUAAAAAACACUAACGGGGUGUUAGUCCUCAAGGGAGUUGAGGGAGUUGGGUGUAGUUGGGUUUUUUCCUGUUAGUCGUGGGGGAGUUCGAAGGAGUCUCUCAAAAUCCCCGUUCGUGGGAGAGUUCAGAAGAGUUUCCCAAACUCCCUAGAAAACCACGUUAGUCGUGGGAGAGUUUGAAAACACUGUUGAACUCCCUGUUAGUGGUAAAACCCUAGAAUGCUAGAGAGCUGGUUGUUUUGGGGAGUUCUGGAGAGUUGAUAGUGUAUUUUUGCCGGUAUACAAAUCUCUCAAAAGAGUAGAGAUUUGGGAGGGAGUUUGGUCAGAGAAAAACAUAGGAGAAAGAAGAGGAAACGCUUCAACUUUCAGCAAAUAAGCUCCAAACUGGCUGAACUGAUCUAAGCUACGACCUAUGUGGCUUAUCUAUUCCACUGCACUUAAAGUUUUGGAUUAAUAAAGAAAACACAAUAUAAUUAACAUAUGCUUACCACGGGAUCAGGUACAUAAACUCUUAAGAUCUCUAUUUUUUGUAGAAAUAGAAAUACGCAACCUGCUAGAAUUUCUAAAUUAAGGUGCUUUAUUUUGUUUCCACAGAUGCACUAUAAGAGCAUCUCCAAUGGUAACUUGGUGUGCAUCUUUUGGAACACAUACUAUGACAGGUUGUUGUAUUUCUAAUUCAGGUUGUUAUGACAGGUUGGAACACUUUCAAUUCUUUUGGAACCCAUGUUAUGAUUAAACUCUAAUUCAGUUUAACCAUCUUUUGGAACCGAUCAAACUACUUAUAUUCGAGUACAAGAAUAGUAACAAGUCUGUGCUCCAUGUCAAACUAGUAACAUAAUUACUAAAUCACUGCUCACUAAAAUGUGGUAUUACUGAAGAGUAUUCAUAAUUCAUAGAUUCUGAUGGUUCGUUUUACGAUAGAUUGUAGUGAAUUUGCAUAACAAUUGAUAAUUUAAGUGCGACUGGACAGAACAAGGGGUAGCACUACAAGCUAGAGAAAAACACUAAUGUGUUUGUGUAUAGGGUGGAAGCAUGGGUCCAAGUCAAGUGUCUUGCAUCUUUUGACUCAGAUGGGAAGCCAUCCAAGAAAUUGCAGUGUAAAAAAAGACAUAAGUAUGUGAAUGGUUUGACCGUGAAAACCCUCUUUGUUAUAUUUGAAAUAUGGAUCCAUUCAUAAUUGCUCCUUCCUUUGCUUCGUAUAAUGUUGUCAUGUUUACAUUUUCGUUGGCAGUACCUAUGACAAGGUAAUAAGUAACCCCUACAAACACAUUAGGUUAUUUUUUUUCUUCACCAGUUAGCUUGUUGUGCUAACUUUAAUCUUUCACUGCAUUAUUUUUUGUAGGGGGUGUUGUUCCAGUGAUAUUUGAUUAGCCAAUGGUUUUCACUACCGCAAUCAUAACAUGCAUAUGGAAGCUGAAUUGGAGUUGCUCUAAGUUGAUCACUGAAUUUCUAAAACCAUGCGUAAUGUGUUUGUGGGAAUACAAUAUUAGUCUUCCGGGUAUUAAGCUAAAUUGUCGUAAGGUUGUGUAAUUCAGCGAAUGAUGAGUAUGGCUUAAUGGAAGAAUUUAGUUUGUAUA
Messenger RNA from Papaver somniferum (opium poppy), 3208 nucleotides. RefSeq names its product motile sperm domain-containing protein 2-like. The coding region runs from base 220 to 792 and encodes 190 amino acids. The transcript has 8 exons. NCBI's taxonomy places the organism in Eukaryota, Viridiplantae, Streptophyta, Magnoliopsida, Ranunculales, Papaveraceae. The record is from RefSeq and is a predicted model, not a curated record.